AUGACAGCCACUGAGGGGUCAGAAAGUGGGAUAAUGAGUCUUCUAUACUGCAUGGAGUCUGAUCUCCCAGAGACCCCAAUCACCUCACUUAUAAAAGGCUUCUACAAUUCGUUCCUUCAUGACUUGAAAAAUCAUCCUCUUUUUCUCUUCAAAAACGUUCAAUCAUUGACACUACUUCUUAACCGCCGUCCCUUCAUCAUGUCUGUCCAGGACAAUGCUAGAUUCGACUUCAUUGUCGUUGGUGGUGGCACUGCUGGCAACGUCGUUGCCGGCCGCCUGGCUGAGAACCCCAAUGCUAAGAUCUUAGUUGUUGAAGCUGGUGUUGCCAACUCGAAAGACAUCGAAGAGAUCAGAACCCCUUCGAAUGCUAUGGAGCUCCGUGAUAGCCAGUAUGACUGGGCCUACAAGUCAACUAUAGUCAAGCGAGACGACUAUGAACGCAUUAAGAAGCCCAACACCCGCGGCAAGGCCCUUUGUGGUAGUUCGUCCCUGAACUAUUUCACCUGGGUGCCUGGAUCUAAGGGUACCUUUGAUAUGUGGGAGGAGUACGGUGGGAAGGAAUGGACUUGGGACCCUCUCCUUCCCUACCUGCGAAAGAGUGUGACCUACCAUGACGAUUAG
Molecule: messenger RNA, 621 nt
Organism: Penicillium egyptiacum
Lineage: Eukaryota; Fungi; Ascomycota; Eurotiomycetes; Eurotiales; Aspergillaceae
Source: the annotation of a GenBank genome assembly